This is a messenger RNA of Acyrthosiphon pisum (pea aphid), 781 nucleotides long. Its product is annotated as nicastrin. Lineage: Eukaryota; Metazoa; Arthropoda; Insecta; Hemiptera; Aphididae. The record is from RefSeq and is a predicted model, not a curated record. Gene Ontology annotation, cellular component: plasma membrane. The transcript has 5 exons. Bases 170 to 781 code for a protein of 203 amino acids. Gene Ontology annotation, biological process: Notch receptor processing; protein processing.
UUGUGAAUUCAUAAAUUGUUGUGAUUAACGAUCAUGAUAUUUAUUUAUGUGAAAUAAAAAUUGGAAUGUUGAGUCGAUGAAAAUAUUUCAAAAAAUAGAAAUGUAGUUUAAAUUUUUCCCUGUUGGAACUAUUUUUAUUGUAUUCUUCUGUUAUUCUAAAAUAAACAAAAUGAUUAGUGUACGCCUCGUUUCAUUUGUAUGUUUGCAUUUUGCGACUUUUACACUAUUAAAUUGUCUUUCGGUCAAAGAUCAAAUGUAUGCUAACAUCAUAGCGGAUAACCCAUGUUUUCUUAGAUUAAAUGGAACAAACCAAUUUGGCUGUACUUCUUCAAGAUUUGGAAAUGUUGGAACUUUACAUUUGGUGAUAAAUUCUACUGAUUUAAAUUGGUUAUUUAAUGAAGGAAAGGCUGAUCCUUACACUGUAGCAUUAACACCAAAAAUGUUUAAUAGAGAGGUUUUACAAAGCAUUGAAUUGAGUGCUAAAGUAAAUGGUAUAAUGUUACUAAUGAAUGGUACUGAACAGGAAGUAAUAAAUAAUGAUAAUUUACAAAAUACUGGAUUUAGCCCAGAAGAUACAUGUCCUAACCGUUAUUCAGAUGUUAAUAGUUGCCCAAUGAAACCAUGGAAUCCUUAUGGUACUGAUAUUCUUUUAAAAAGUUGGAGUUUCCCCAUAUUUGUUGUUUACGAUCAAAACACUAUCAAAGAUAUUAUAGAUGUAAGAUUAAUCAAUUUGUUAUUUUAUAAGAAUUAUCCUGAUGAUUGUGGUGAAGAAGUCAGUUGA